GACGAAGAGACGGGACUUCAGAUUGUGAAGGAGGCGAUGCAGGCAGGGCUCAACGCUUGCUGCAUCCACGACGCAGGGCGCACCCAAGUACCCAGAGGGUCAAUGACGGCCAUUGCUGUGGGGCCUGCUCCAGUCGGCCGCAUCGACAAGAUAACGGGCCACUUGAAGCUUCUCUAG
Messenger RNA from Eimeria tenella, 177 nucleotides. RefSeq names its product peptidyl-tRNA hydrolase PTH2 domain-containing protein, putative. The record is from RefSeq and is a predicted model, not a curated record. Gene Ontology annotation, cellular component: cytosol; mitochondrion. Lineage: Eukaryota; Apicomplexa; Conoidasida; Eucoccidiorida; Eimeriidae. The transcript has 3 exons. Gene Ontology annotation, molecular function: peptidyl-tRNA hydrolase activity. The annotation marks the transcript as partial.